AUGCUGACCCGUGCGCACCAGGCCCUGGUGCUGAUGCGGGAGCACUUUGAAGAAAUCACCGCAUUGUGCGCUGAGUGCCAGAGCCUAAUCGACUGCCACGACAAGAUUGCAGUGCUGAGUGAGGUGCACUACAACCUGCGCAAGACGCUUCAGGACGUGGAGAACAUUGCAGCGCUGCCGGUAGAGGCUGCAGAGGCGGAGGAGAUGCUGAGGGACAAUGCCAACCUACUGCAUGUGUAUGAGAUGCUGGCCAGCCUGGAGGGGACGAGCAUGAAGGCACAGCAGGCCUUGGAGAGCGGCACCAAUGUCCGCGGGACGGCGGGCAAGUUUGAGGAGCGGUUGUGGAGCAUCAUCCGCAACUUUUGCAAGUCUCUCAGGAGGACCCCGGCCUGCUGCCAGUUGAUUGCGGCCGGGGAAAACACAGACAAGGGGGUGACGGAGAUCUUGGCAGAGGCAAAUGACUGGGUGGAUCAGCUGGCUCCCAUCUAUGACCACGUCGCGCCCUGCUUCCCGCCCAACUACCGCAUCUUUGGCGUCAUCUGUGCGGAGCAUCACCGCCAGCUCAGCAGCAUGAUUGACUUUAUUGGGCUGUGUGCCGAAAACCUGGCCAAUGCAGACAUACUGAAUGCGAGCUGCAGAGGAGGAAUGGGGAGAGUUAUGCAGUGGAUUGCUGGGUACCAGGAGGCGCUUGGCGAAUUUGGGGUGGAGGAGGAGGACGUGGCUUUCCCACUGAGCCCCCGUUCGGGCGUAAGCCUGCUAAUCGGCAAGUAUGUGGACCGCACGGUUGCCACUCUCUCUUCCUGGCUCAACAACAUUGUUGAGGGUGACUUCAAAUUUGAGCCCAAGGCGAGUGCGGAGGGGCGCAUGUGGACUCCGGGCGCAGUCGACUUCUUCCGCAUCUUGAAUGAGCAGGUGGCAGUGGUGGCAGAGGUGAACCAGGGCGACAUGCUGCUGCGCGUGGGCCAGGUGAGAGUGCAGGAUUGGGGCCGGACAGAGGAUUCGGGGCUGACUGCUGCCCGUUUGGGCAGGGCGGAGAGUCCAACCUGA
Chlorella variabilis is the source of this 1047-nucleotide messenger RNA. RefSeq lists its product as hypothetical. Gene Ontology annotation, molecular function: SNARE binding. NCBI's taxonomy places the organism in Eukaryota, Viridiplantae, Chlorophyta, Trebouxiophyceae, Chlorellales, Chlorellaceae. Gene Ontology annotation, cellular component: exocyst. Bases 1 to 1047 code for a protein of 348 amino acids. The record is from RefSeq and is a predicted model, not a curated record. Gene Ontology annotation, biological process: exocyst localization; exocytosis. The transcript is spliced from 8 exons.